CGAGCGACGAAGGUGAAGGAUUCGUCGAAAUGAAGGAGGAACAGGAUGUUAAUAUGGUCCGGCCUGUCCGUGCGUCGAAUCCAAAGAGAGGGCUUGCUAACCUGGGAGCAUCCUCGGCCGCAGGUCGGGAGAGGCCAAAGAGUGGAUGGUGGCCAGAGCAUUGGGAUACGGUGGUAUCCGAUCAUCGGGGAGGGACAGGCCGUACCCCUCAAGAAAGAAAGGAAAAGGGUGUGACGGGAAGAGAAGGAGAGCUUGAGCCUCCCAAACCAACAAAGGCUCAGCGAGAGGCGAGGGGUUGGGCUCAGGGAGGUCAGGUUACCCGAGAUGGGCAGUGCUCGCAACAAGAGGUAGUCACUCCGCUAGGAAUGGGAGGCGAAACUGCUCAAAGGGGGCCUUCAGUGGCCGAGCAGACACUAUAUCGGCGGUGGAUGCCAUACGAUCAGAUGGGUAUAGAGCCUGCGAUUGGGAUAGACUUCUUCAAGGGUUAUCAUGUCUCCGAUUUCCUUGACAAGUUUGAACAGAUAGCAUCCCAUUACAAAUGGAGCGAGGAGCGAAUGCUGGAAGAGGUCAUGGGGUUUAUCCAUAUAGGGCUGAAGCAUGAAGUUGAUAGGGUGGUUAAAGGAGCGAGGUCAUCAUGGGGGAAAUUUUGUGAUGACAUGAGGCAUAAGUACUGGCUAGUCGGCGGCACGCCGUGUUCAGGCGGCAACAACAUCAUGCGUGUGCGUGUGCGGGACGCGUGUCGGAGAAGGUUGUACGCUCUCCACAACGCUAUGGCCGGUGUGGGUGACCAAUGCGGACCAGUCAGCGACGUUAUUGAUCGGCUGCUCCACUGGUCCUUGCCAGCCAUCCGUGCGGAGUUUGGUGACGAGGUAGCAGAUGUGAUUUCUUCUUCGUUGCCAUUUCGGGUGUGCGGUCGAGAUUUCACAUUGCGUUAUAUGCCAGGCGAUUCCGGUGUUGACUACGGUCAGGGGGGUUCGCAGGGUUCAGCGAGCGGAGGGUUGGGGGAGUCUCAUGACGGAUCGCAGAACUCGUUCCCGUCAUCGCGUCGUGCAUCGCAGCGCAGUGACAGAGGGCGCGGCAGACCCCGCAGCGCGGGUCGCUGCACACCGACACCUGCCCGGCCGCAGACGUGGUGGGAUAGUUGGGACGAUGUUGACCAGUGCGGUCCUAGGCCUGAAAUUGACCGUGCUAGUGUUGAGGAGGCGAUGGCUAGAUGGAGUGGACCGACGGCGCCGGAUGUUGUGUUUCUGGAGCUGGUCAAACUUCUUCAAUUGCUGGGCAUGUUUCAUCUAUAUUGCCCGUGGCGCAAGGGCUCGUGCCGUGUGUCUGUGGAGUCCGUGUCCUAUACUGCGUAGCUAUGUAAGCCGACGUUCGUAUGCGACAAGAAAUGCAAAUGAACGUGGCACACGACA
Messenger RNA from Chara braunii, 1412 nucleotides. NCBI's taxonomy places the organism in Eukaryota, Viridiplantae, Streptophyta, Charophyceae, Charales, Characeae. The record is from the annotation of a GenBank genome assembly.